UGCUUUUUGUUUUUGUUUUCCAUUAAAAAAAUGAACUCUAAUUCUAGUGGAAGAAGAGAUGAAUCAGCAGGGACGGCGUGUGUUUCUUGUGAUGUGUUUCUUAGGAUUUUGGCCUUUGUUCUCACCCUUGUUGCUAUUAUAUUUAUUGCGAUGGGUAAUCAAAACAAGGUUGUUCCCUUCAAGCUUUCUGAUUCUUUGCCACCUAUAUAUGUUCCUGUUUCUGCUAAGUGGCAUUACCUCUCUGCCUAUGUCUACUUUAUGGUGGCAAAUGCAAUAGCAUGCAUAUAUGGACUCAUCUCUAUGCUACUUACCCUCCUAAAUAGAGGUAAAAACAAGGUGUUAUUAGGAACAUUACUCACCGUCUUUGAUGCAUUGAUGGUGGCUUUGCUAUUUUCCGGCAUCGGUGCGGCCGCCACAGUCGGUCUCAUUGGCUACAAAGGAAACUCUCACGUGAGAUGGGAUAAAGUGUGUAAUGUCUUUAAUAAAUUUUGUCAUACAAUGGUAAUUUCCGUUAUUUUGUCUUUCCUUGGAUCAUUAUCAUUCCUCUUGCUAGUGGUACUUCUUCCCGUCUUCAGGCUUCAUCGGAGAACCUAGUCAACAAUUAAACCAUAAUGUUAUUUUUCUGCAAUGUUGUAAUAUGUGUUACAAUGCUUUUGCCACAAUGAGACCUCGUCUCAAACUCAUCUUUGGUAAAAAUAUCUUAUUUAAAUAAUAAAUAGUGAUUAUAUUUGAACAUAAUUUA
Molecule: messenger RNA, 742 nt
Organism: Cicer arietinum (chickpea)
Lineage: Eukaryota; Viridiplantae; Streptophyta; Magnoliopsida; Fabales; Fabaceae
Product: CASP-like protein 1E1
Source: RefSeq, a predicted model, not a curated record